AUGACUGGUGAGAUCGAACUGCGAGAGGAUGGCCCCUUCGCCGUGGGCAUGAUGAUCGAAUAUCUCUAUCACCAAACGUACACUAUCCCCGACGACGCGAAACUAGUUCCGAUAUAUCAGCGGCCUUCUAUGGUUCCUUUCCCACCUGGAACAGUGCUGUUGAAAGCAACUCGUCAUUCUGUCAGAGGCGACUCCUCUGCCAAUCAGCCUAGUUUGCAUCCACUACAGACUCCCACUGCCCCUGUCCCUCCUCCACAAGAACGAGCCUCACACGUCGUCCCCUACGUCAACCUCUAUGUCCAUUAUAAAGUGUACGCACUGGGCGAGAAAUACGGCAUUGCUGGCCUCAAAGCUCUAGCUGUCCAAAAUUUCGAAACUGAAGGCGAAAAUGAUUUCAAGAGCAGCAGUGUUGAUUAA
Messenger RNA from Fusarium verticillioides 7600, 417 nucleotides. RefSeq lists its product as hypothetical. The transcript has a single exon. Lineage: Eukaryota; Fungi; Ascomycota; Sordariomycetes; Hypocreales; Nectriaceae. The record is from RefSeq and is a predicted model, not a curated record. Bases 1 to 417 code for a protein of 138 amino acids.